GUGUCUGCGGCCAAGGGGCUCGCGCUGGAGCGUCUCCUAGCAACCGGGGCGGGGCGCUGGGAGUCGCGCGGAGAUGGAGCCGCAGCGGGGCCGCGCGGCAGCUGCCCUGCUGUCAGAGUCCUUGCCCGGCCGGAGGCGGCGUGAGGAGGUGCGGGGGCCGCCGGAGCCCACACAGCAGAGCAGCAGUUGGGCCAAGCGCCUGCUGGGCUUCGAAUGGGCUGAUGUGUCCAGCUGGCACCGCUUCGUCUGCCUGCUCAACAGACCCACGGACCCGGCCUCCCUGGGCGUCUUCCGCUUCCUGUUCGGGUUGCUGAUGGCCCUGGACAUCCCCCAGGAGCGCGGCCUGAGCUAUCUGGACCAUAAGUACCUGGACGGGCUGGAGGUCUGUCGCUUCCCCCUCAUCAACUUCCUGGAGCCCCUGCCGCUGGACUGGAUGUACCUGCUCUACGCAGUCAUGCUGCUGGGUGCCCUGGGGAUCAUGCUGGGCUGCUGCUACCGGCUGAGCUGCCUGCUCUUCAUGCUGCCCUAUUGGUACAUCUUCUUCUUGGACAAGACGGCCUGGAACAACCACUCGUACCUCUACGGCCUCCUCGGCUUCCAGCUCACCCUCAUGGACGCCAACCGCUACUGCCACCUGCAAAACCAAACCAACUUCCUCCAGCCGCAAACUCUGCGUGACAGCAGGAUGGAGAUCGGCCACGCUACUGAUGAAUACGCAUCGCGAACAGCCGUCAGGCUCAGUUUCUGUGAGCCAGGCCUCAUGCCAAGGGGCAGGGUAGAGCCCAAAGGCGAGGCACCGCUGUCACUCUGGUGUCAUGUUGGUGCCCCUCUCCUGGAGCUGCAGGACAGGUCCAUCGAUGGGCUCCGGCACCCGCGGAAGAGGAACGCUCACGUGCCCCUGUGGAACUACACGGUGCUGCGCAUGCAGAUCUUCAUCGUCUACUUCAUUGCGGGCAUCAAGAAGCUGGACGCUGACUGGGUGGAAGGCUACUCCAUGGGGUCGUUGUCCCGCCACUGGCUCUUCGACCCCUUCAAGCUGGUGCUGUCUGAGGAGAUGACCAGCCUGCUGGUGGUGCAUGGUGGAGGCCUGGUGCUGGACCUGACGGCUGGUUACCUGCUGUUCUUCGACGCCACCCGCCCAGCAGCGCUCAUCUUCGUCUCCUACUUCCACUGCAUGAACUCGCAGCUCUUCAGCAUCGGCAUGUUCUCCUACACUAUGCUUGCCACCAGCCCCUUGUUCUGCUCCCCGGACUGGCCGCGCCGCCUGGGUGCCAGGUUCCCGGCCUGUCUCCGAAGGCUCCUGCCCUCCGUGGAGCCGCCGCAGCCCAGCGAGGCGUGCGUGUACAGGGGGUCUGAGCGCAAGGGCCGGGGCAGGGGGGAGCGAGGGCCGGGGCUGCGCCAGAAGCUGGGUGCCCUCUUCACCGUGCUGUACGUGCUGGAGCAGCUCUUCCUGCCCUACUCCCAUUUCAUCACCCAGGGCUACAACAACUGGACCAAGGGGCUGUACGGCUACUCGUGGGACAUGAUGGUCCAUUCCCGCUCCCACCAGCACGUGAAGAUCACCUACCGGGAUGGUGUGACCGGGGAGUUGGGCUACCUCAACCCUGGGGUGUUCACCCAGAGCCGGCGCUGGAAGGACCACGCUGACAUGCUGAAGCAGUACGCCACCUGCCUGAGCCGCCUGCUACACAACUACAACGUCUCGCAGCCUGAGAUCUACUUCGACAUCUGGGUCUCCAUCAACGACCGCUUCCAGCAGAGGCUCUUCGACCCGCAGGUGGACAUCGUGCGGGCCGAGUGGUCUCCCUUCUCCCACACUCCAUGGCUCAAGCCGCUGCUGGUCAACCUGUCCCCCUGGAGGGCAAAGUUGCAGGAGAUCGAGAGCUCGCUGGACAACCAGACUGAGGUGGUUUUCAUCGCUGAUUUCCCAGGCCUGCACCUGGAGAACUUUGUGAGUGAGGACCUGGGAAACACGAGCCUGCAGCUGCUGAAGGGGGAGGUUGUGGUGGAGAUCAUCAAGGAGCAGAGGAACUACACGCUGCAGGAAGGGGACAGGAUGCAGCUGCCCCCGGGCGAGUACCACAAGGUGCACACAGUGUCGCCAGAGCCCUCCUGCUACAUGUACAUCUACGUCAACACCACGGAUGUGGCCCUGGAGCGGAACCUGACCCAGCUGCAGGAGCUGCGGGACAAGGUGCAGAAUGGCAGCGAGACGGAGCCCCUACCCCCAGAACUGCAGCCCAUCCUAGAUGGUGCCCUGGGGGAUGCCAUGCAGACUGAUCCCGUUGUCCAGGCCUUCGUGCAGCGCCAGCAGCGAUUGGAGGAGCUGCAGAGACGGCGAAAUGCCACCCUCGGGGAGCGGCUGCAGCGCUUCGCUGCCAGGAAGUACUUCCUGUUCCGCCGGAGCUUCCUGAUGACCUGGAUUUCGCUCAGGAACCUGGCGCUGGGGCGCCCGUCCCUGGAGCACCUGGCACGGGAGGUGGCCUACGCCAACAUGCAACAGGAGACGGGUGCAGCGGGGACGGAGGGGGUGCAGAAGGAGCCAGAGCGGGCUGAGCUCUGACCCUAGGGGGGACGGCCCAAGGACACAUUGCAGACGAGGGAUUCCCUCCCCCCAUAAUCUCAGCUUGAUCGCUCAGUGCAUCCUGGGAUAGGCACAUGCCCUUGGGUCCUCCCGCUUCUGCUGGGCUGAUGGGGAGCAGUGCUCAUGCAAGGGGGACCAGGCCCCUGCUCACAGCCCAAGACCCUCAAGUGAAAAGGCCUGGUGAGCAUCAGACCUGGGCCCACAGCACCACAGAGCCUGAGCCCCACGCUGCCCACGGCUCGGCCAGGCUGUCUGUCCCGGGGAGAACUGAGCUUGGGCAGCAGGGAGUUGCCCCACAGUCUGGCUCUGUGCCAGCACCUACUGCCCGCAAUAAAUGGGAAAAGUGUGUGAACAGGUCGGGGAGUAGAGCAUGGGGCUGGGAGCCAGGACUCCGGGGUUCUCUCCCCAGCUCUGGGAGGGGAGUGGGGGCUAGUGGUUAGAGAAGCAGCCUGGGGUCAGUACUCCUGGAUUCCAUGCCUGGUUCUACCAUGGACUCAUUGUGGUGCUGGGGACAGACUUGCUCAACGCUGAGCUGCCUCGGGGGAAGAGCUGGCCAGGCUGGGGUCAUUAGGUGGAGCGCGGGGGGGCUGUCUGAUCACUGGGGGCGGGAGGGAUGGCUUCU
Messenger RNA from Malaclemys terrapin pileata, 3206 nucleotides. It is a transcript of the gene GGCX, whose product is annotated as gamma-glutamyl carboxylase. Gene Ontology annotation, molecular function: vitamin binding; gamma-glutamyl carboxylase activity. The transcript is spliced from 16 exons. The coding region runs from base 74 to 2563 and encodes 829 amino acids. Gene Ontology annotation, biological process: peptidyl-glutamic acid carboxylation; regulation of DNA-templated transcription. NCBI's taxonomy places the organism in Eukaryota, Metazoa, Chordata, Testudines, Emydidae. The record is from RefSeq and is a predicted model, not a curated record.